Messenger RNA from Amyelois transitella, 4078 nucleotides. RefSeq names its product transcription factor IIIB 90 kDa subunit (gene Brf). The record is from RefSeq and is a predicted model, not a curated record. Gene Ontology annotation, molecular function: TBP-class protein binding; RNA polymerase III type 3 promoter sequence-specific DNA binding; RNA polymerase III general transcription initiation factor activity. Bases 243 to 2222 code for a protein of 659 amino acids. Gene Ontology annotation, biological process: DNA-templated transcription initiation; transcription by RNA polymerase III; transcription preinitiation complex assembly. The transcript is spliced from 11 exons. NCBI's taxonomy places the organism in Eukaryota, Metazoa, Arthropoda, Insecta, Lepidoptera, Pyralidae. Gene Ontology annotation, cellular component: nucleus; transcription factor TFIIIB complex; transcription preinitiation complex.
UCAAAUCAAUGUAAUUCACACACAAUUCAAAAGAAAAAAUACAUGUAUCAGUACCUACCUACCUACAUAUUUGUUUUCUUUCUUCGUUUCGUGGUUCUGCUUGCCGAUGCAGAGUGUUUCCCUGAUAAUAUUUAUUAAAUUUUUAUUCUGUAAGAUUGUUGUAUAAUUGUUACAACUGUAUUUUAGAAUAAAAAAUUGUAAUCAACGUUUUCAAAUAAGUAAAAACUAGGUAGUUAGUACUCAUGUCGGGUAAAAAAUGCAAACAUUGUGGUUCAUCGGAAAUCGAAGUAGAUCCAGCGCGCGGAGACGCCGUGUGUACCAAUUGUGGUACGGUUCUGGAGGAUAACAUUAUAGUUGCAGAAGUCGAGUUCCUAGAAAAUGCUCGUGGAGGUGCUUCAGCUAUUGGGCAAUUCGUGUCUGCAGAAUCGAAGGGUGGUGCGACUGGUUUUGGACGAGCAUUCAAUGCUGGCAUUGGUCAAGAGUCCAGGGAAAUCACACUCCGAAAAGCAAGAGAUGGCAUUACAGUUCUUUGUCAGCAACUGCGCCUUAAUCAGCAAUGUAUAGAUAUUGCUUGCAAUUUCUUCAAAAUGGCCCUUUCCCGACACCUUACUAUUGGUCGACCUGCAUCUCACACCCAGGCAGCCUGUGUUUAUAUGACAUGUCGGACUGAGCGCACAGACCAUCUUUUGAUAGACAUCAGUGACGCACUACAGAUAUGCUGCUACCAGCUCGGCCGCACCUACUUCAGAUUGUCAAAAGCACUUUGUAUAGUUAUACCGCCUACAGAUCCAUGCAUGUACAUACUGCGUUUCGCGUCACAGCUGCAAUUCGAGAACAAACUCCACGAGGUCACCACGACGGCGCUGCGGCUCGUGAAGAGGAUGCAAAAAGACUCCAUCCACUCGGGGCGACGACCCUCUGGCAUAUGUGGUGCAGCUAUCCUCAUAGCCGCUAGACUGCACAACUUCUCAAGAACGCCGUCAGACGUGGUGCGAAUAGUGAAGGUGCACGAGUCGACGAUAAGGAAGCGGCUCAUGGAGUUCGGUGAGACGCCAUCUAGCGCGCUCACAGUGGACGAGUUUAUGACUGUGGACCUGGAGGAGGAACAGGACCCGCCGGCGUUCAGAGCUGCGAGGAAAAGGGAUAAAGAGCGGCUGCAGAAGCUGAUAGAAGAAGAGGAUGGCGAGAAGGAACUGACAGAGCUGCAGAAAGAGAUAGAUGCACAGUUAGAAAAGGACAACUUUAGAAGAAAGAAAGCGGCCGCGACUGCUACCCCCGCGUCGUUAUUAGGAUUAGUAGCGGAUACUGGGAGCGUAGAAGACGCGGACGCAUCCAGAUUCGCCGCAGAAGAUACAUUGAACCUGAUCGGGGAAAUAGCGAGCGACGGCGCGAAGGAAAAGACCUUGGGAACUACGGAAAGGUUGAAGUUGGAGAAAGGUUUAGCCCCCGACUUAGCAGUCAUAGGUCUCGGCCAAUCUGAAGAGAAGUCUGACAAGGACAAGUUCGUGAAACCGGAACCCAAACAACAGCAGUACGGCAAAGAUCUAUAUGCCGACGAGCUGCUGCUGAGCGAGCGCGAUGAGGACUACAUCGAUAGCCUCAUCAUGUCCGAGGAGGAGGCCAAACAUAAGACUGUGCUGUGGCAUAAGAUCAAUGCUGGCUACUUGAAGGAACAGAAAAUCAAAGAAGAAUUACGUGCGAAAGAGAAGGAAGAGACCAAAGACAAGAAGAAGAAAGUGCGCGGCUCUUACAAGAAAAAGGUCGCCUGUAACGCCGCCACGGCCGGGGAGGCUAUAGAGAAGAUGUUAGCAGAAAAGAAGAUUAGUACAAAGAUCAACUACGAUAUAUUGAAGAGUUUGGACCAACCCGGCACGCCUGCGCCGGCGCCUGCCACGCCGUCUCGAGAAAUUUUAUAUGAAACCAAAAAGCCUUCGACGCCAUCAGGGCUGGUACCCCAAUCUCCUGUGCCGCGGAAGCGCAAGAAGAAGACUCCCGCGCUGCCGCAAUUGUCGCUGGCCAGCCCCGCGCCGCCCUCCCCCGCGCCCCGCACGCCCGCCACGCCUGCGACACCGGCGCCACCUACACCCGUCAAUGAAACGGCAGACGAUUACGACGAAGAUGUGGAGGUGGAGCCUGCACAUUCUGGCUACGAAUCGCUGUCGGCCAUGUUGCAAAAUGGCGGCGGUGACGACGAGGACUACUACGGUUAUGAAGAGUACUGAAGACUAUUGCGUUGUUUGUUAAAGAGCCAGAGAAAUGAAUUUGUUUGUGUGUUGAAUAUAUUAUUAAAAUAUUGAAGGCACUGGAUCAUUGCUAUAUUCUCAGAAGAGGCAGGAGAGAAGCAUUAUGUAAGUGUAUCAGAUUUAAACAGUUAUAAGUUAAAAGUUUAUAACGUUGACGCUUUAAUAGUAGCUCGAGGCUGGAGUCGGAGAGAAAAUUAUUUUCAGGUCGCUAGCAUAACUAUAGAACAUAAAAUCAGCCAGAUGCUAUAGAAAAUAAAAUGAAAAUCUCUGUAUAGCUUCAUAGCGCAGUUGUAAUGUUUGUCUUUGAUUUUGCAAAGCGGCGGGUUCCGCGUUUUUUUUUCUUAGGCUUGUAUAUAUACAUAUGUUUACGUACGCUAUAAUAAUAUGUUAUAAUAUACAAGGAGAUUGGCUAGUUUUCAUGAGAGAUAUUUCCUAAAAUAAUCGUUUCAUUCGCAUUUUUACUUAAGGAAAGGAAUUUUAAAUGCAAUAUAAAUGUUUUUUUUUAUCGCAUCUGUCAAUGAUUACACAAUACACUGAUUUUAAACUAAAAUAGUUAAUUAUUUAAGUGGGAUUUUAAGGUAAUUAGUUUUAUUUGAUGUAGUAUUUCAUUGUGUUCAUAGACUUAAUAUACUUCUUUCAUCUUAGAUGCGUGGCCAAUUGUUGUGAAUAAAAUUAUGUAGUUAUGUCACAUACAUAUUAUCUGUAAAGCGGUCAUUUUAUUGUUAUUUAUGUUAGUAAGAUGUCUUUGUAUUGAUAGCAUAAUAAAUACCAUUACGCAUGUAAAAGUAAAAAAUAAUUUGGACUCUAUUUUGUAUUCUAUAAUCAUGAGAUCAAGCAAUGAGAAAAAAUAAUGUUACAAUCAUAUAAAUGUGAUUGAACCCCCUUCCAUUAAUAAUUGUGUUUGCAUCUAAGUCCAAAAGUAGUGUCCUGUAGUAAUGUCUAUUUUUAGUCCCAUUGUUUGGCUGUAUGUCUUUAGUUUGUCUUGUUUUAUUAAAAAAGCCAUGAGUCAAAAUAAACCAUAGAUCUCAAAAACUUAAUAUUAUUAUGUUUUAAUAUAUACCAUACACUAUUUUAUACUUAAUUUUUCUUUAUUAGUUAUAUAGUUUUUUUUAAUGAUGGUUUUAUUUAUCUUGUAUAAAAGUUGUAAAAUAUUGCGAUAGAUCAAGUGAUAGGUUGAUAGAGCACGUCUAAACAAGUCGUUUCAUGGUGAAUCAUUAGUUAAAUUAUUGUCUAAUCAAAGCAUUGGAUUAUAUUAAAUAAAAACCCAUCAAACAACUUCUUUAUACAUUUUAUAGCGACUAAAAAAAAUUAGUCGCAAUAAAAUGUAUAAUGAAUUAGUUGUAUGUAUGCAUUUAUAAACAUUUUUAGCAAUUAUUAAAGAAAAUAGGUAGGUACUUGUUUGUCUUUAGAGAUUACUAAAAGUACAUUGUUAGUGUAAUACCUUAAUUACCUAGGUAAGAUCUGAAUUGUUUAUUUGAGAGGAAAGUGAAAAGUACAUGCCUGUAAUUGAUGUAUAUUUUUAUAUUAUUCGUAAGUUGUAAAAAUGUAAAAAAUCGCGUUAUGUGAGCACAUUUAUAUGUCAGGUAUACUUUGAUUAUUAUUUAAUUUUAAACGAAAUCUUCCUAUGUCAAUGCUACUGUGCGCCUUUUAUCCUUGAUAAUAUCCGUUUAAUAUUAUAUUAAUGUCUAAUACAUAUAACACCAACAUGUAAAGAACCUUAUAGUCAUGUUUAAUCACAGUAAGAAUAAAAAAUAUAUGUGUGCAAACGCAGGUGUAUCAUCUUUGUAAAUAAAUGUUACUUUGUGUAAGAGUGUCGUAUCUUGGUAUAUAUUUCU